Messenger RNA from Dichomitus squalens LYAD-421 SS1, 6432 nucleotides. RefSeq lists its product as uncharacterized. The coding region runs from base 1 to 6432 and encodes 2143 amino acids. Lineage: Eukaryota; Fungi; Basidiomycota; Agaricomycetes; Polyporales; Polyporaceae. The record is from RefSeq and is a predicted model, not a curated record. The transcript is spliced from 13 exons.
AUGAAGCCCGCGUCGGGUACCCGCAAGCCAUACAUUGGCAACACCCGUUCUCUCGUCCUCGCCCUCGAUGUCGGCACCACAUUUAGCGGCGUGUCCUACGCCAUCCUCGAGCCUGGAGAGAUCCCAAAGAUACACGGAGUUACUCGGUUCCCUGGGCAGGAGCACGUCGCGGGCAACUCCAAGAUCCCCUCCAUCAUGUACUACGACCAGGACGGCAUCAUGAAGGCUGCCGGCGCGGAAGCAGAGAGUGCUGCUAUCGUCGCGCUCGCGGAGGACGAGGGCUGGACGAAAGCUGAACUGUUCAAGCUUCGUCUGCGCCCGAAGACGAUGAAGCUCAAGAUGAACGGCAUGCGCCUCGCGCCCCUCCCGACAGGGAAGACCGCCGUCGACGUCUUCGGCGACUUCCUCUCCUACCUCUUCCACUGCACGCGCUCCUUCAUCAUCGACACGCACGCGAACGGGCACCAGCUCUGGCGCGCGGUCGAGCACGACAUCCAGUUCGUCCUCAGCCACCCGAACGGCUGGGAGGGCGCGCAGCAGGCCAAGAUGCGGCGCGCGGCGGUCUACGGGGGGCUCAUCCCGGACACGGACGAGGGCAGGGCGCGGAUACGGUUCGUGACGGAGGGCGAGGCGAGCCUGCACGCGUGCGUGCUGAACGGUUUGGCUGCGGACGUGCUGUCGGUGAGCAAAGUUUUCCGUUUGGGUUUGAGUUUGUUGCUGCUGCGUUGUGGCGCUGGGAUACUGAGUUUGAGUUUGGCUCAGAACCCUUCCGGACACGGGUUCAUCGUCGCCGACGCGGGCGGAGGGACGCUGGACAUCAGUUCGUAUGCUAUUCGCGGCACGUCGCCCCUUGUCAUUGAGGAAAUAGCUCCCCCGGACUGCGUCUUUGCCGGCUCCGUUUUCGUCAGUCGGAGGGCGCGUGAAUUCCUCGCAGGGAAGCUGCGGGACUCAAGAUACGGCACGCCAGAUUCACUGGACCACAUCACGAAACGGUUCGACGAGACGACCAAGCGGCUCUUCCGCGACAGCAAGGACAUGCAAUUCGUCCCUUUCGGUUCGCCUUUAGACAAGGACUUGUCCGUGGGCAUCCGCGGUGGCCAGCUGAAACUUCUCGGGACGGAGGUUGCGGCGCUCUUCGAGCCUUCAAUAGAGGCAGCUGUGCUGUCUAUCAAGCGGCAGAUCGACUCGUCCGGCGGGACCGUGAAGUCGGUCUGGCUUGUCGGAGGUUUCGCAGCGAGCCCGUGGCUCUUCGUGCAGCUGCAGGAGCGUCUUCACAAAUACCACGUCGUCGUGAGCCGACCAGAUACCCAAACCUCAAAAGCCGUAGCAGACGGCGCCAUCGGCUUCUACUGCGACCACCACGUCUCCGCGCGCGUCUCGAAGUUCAUGUACGGCGUCGAGUACCUCCGCGAGUUCGACCCCAAAGACGAGGAGCACGCCGCGCGCAAGCACCGCCUGUUCGAGAUGCCGUCCGGGCCGCGGCUGUUGCCCGACGCGUUCGACUGCAUCCUCGCGCGCGGCGUCAAGGUCAAGGAGUCGAACGUGUUCAGCCGCAAGUACUGCACGGAGGUUACGAACCUGUCGACGCUCUCGGUGUUCGAGGUCGAGAUCUGGUGCUACCGCGGCGGGGACACGAUCCCGAAGUGGAUCCACCGCUCGCAUGAGGACUUCUCGACGCUGUGCUACGUCAGGGCUGACUUGAGCCCGCUCGCGGGGAGCGCGCAGGCGAAGCAGGGGAGAGGGGGGAAGACGUACUGGACGAUCGUGUUCAGCAUCGAGAUUCAUUUUGGACUGACCGAGUUCAAGGCGCGCAUCAAGUGGGUCGACAACGGCAAAACGAGAUAUGGGCCCGCGUCCAUCGUCUACAACGAGGGCGGGACUCGCGCCGAGGAGGACGAGCCCGACAGCUCCCCCGAGGACAACGUCACCGUCCUCUCCUCGCCCUCCGACCGCGGACCGUCUCGCUCAGUCUCUCAGCCGCCUUCGCGCGACCCCAGCAUGCGCAGUGGGCGCCCGUCCGUGCAGGCCUCGCCUCGUUUGCCUAUGCAGCCCCCAAUGGAUCCUCCUGUCCUCUCGCGCGGCUUCGAGCCGCCUCAGCACCACCGCAGUGUCUCGACGUCUUCGUCAAGCGCACCGCGUUCAGUCGAGCGCCACCGCACCACCUCUUCGACCAGGUCUCGCGAGAUCUACGGCCCGAGCGGUGCGGAGACUCCGCGCUCGGGACCACCGAUGGCGGAGCCAAUGCGCUACGAAGACCGCUCGAUCAACGUCUCAGGUCGCUCGGCCGAGUCAGGCAGGAGCGGCAGCACGCGGCUCGCCGAGGCCCUCAACGCGAACUGGGGCGCGAGCGCCCCGAGCGUGUCCUCGCCGCUCGCGGAGAACCCGCCGUACAACGGGUACUCCCAGCAGCCGUCGCGCCGCGAGACGAAGCCCCCGACCCCGGUGCAGCAGUCGCCUCCGGUGCACUCGAAGCAGCCCACCCCUCCGACGAUGUCCUCCCUGCAGACACCUGUGAUCACCCCGCCGCCUUUGGGCCCGCAGGAGCCUCCGGUGCCUCGUCCGCCUUCCGAGCUCUCCUACGCGACGCCUACUCCGUCGAAGCCCCCGAGCCCUCCCCCAGUCGCUGCCGCCCUCCCGCCCGUCACCCCGCCGAAGGCAUCUCCGGCUACGUCGAAGAUUCCCACACCGACGUCCGCCUCGAAGGCCGCCACGCCCUGGGGGUCCAAGGCUGCGACUCCGGCGGCCUCGAAGGCCGCAACGCCUGCAUGGGGCUCGAAAGCCGCGACCCCCGCAGGGGGCUCGAAGGCCGCUACCCCGGCUUGGGGCUCCAAGAUCCCGACCCCGGCGACGCAGUCCAAGGCCGCGACGCCCCGCGCGAUGUCGAAGGCUGCCACGCCCAAAGCCGCGACUCCGCGCGCUGUUACCCCUCCGCCUGCAGAGCCCGAGCCCGAACCCGAGCCUGCGCCCGCGCCUGCCGAGCCAGAGCCCGCGCCAGCGUGGGAGCCCGAGCCUGCUCCGGCGGCAGAGCCGGAACCCGCACCCGCACCCCCUGCGUUCUUCGACUCCGCGCCGGGACAGACCUCAGCGCUGUUCGGCGACGUCCCGCCGGUGAUCCACCCGUCUGAGCACGGCGACGAAGCGGGCCCCGUUAUCCCUCCCUUCCCUGGGGCUGGGGGCGACGAAGAGAUGAUGCCGGGGGGCAUGGGCGGCGACGGGCCCAACCCCGCCGCGACGAUGUCGCCCAUGGCGGACCUGUGGUCGACGCCCGUGCCGGACCCGGAGACGAACGCGGCCCCGCAGACGAGCGCAGGGCUGUUCUCGGACUUCUUGUCGGGCCCCACGUGGGCUAAGCCUGCGUCGAAGCUCACGAGCAGUUUCGGGUUUGGGAGCUUUGGAGGCGGAGGUAACGGCAACAACAACAGUGGCGGUUCGGGCGGAGGUGGAUUCGGGAGCUUUGGUGGGUUCGGCUGGGGCAGUAACGAUAACGCGGCUGCGGAGGAGGAGACGCGGAAGCGCGAGGAGGAAGAUUGGCAGCAUAUUGAGGCCGAGGAGGCGGAGAGGAAGCGAUUGGAGGAGGAGGCUGCCCGCCAGGCUGCAGAGGAGGAGCAGCGAAAGAAGGAGGAAGAGGCGGCGAACAAGCCGAAGAAGAAGCUGAACAAGAGGGAGCAGGCUGCUGCGAAGAGGGCCGAGGAGGAGAAGGCGCGCAAGGCGGCGGAGGAAGCUGAGGAGACGGCGAGAAAGGCAGAAGAAGAGGCCGCUGAAGCUGCUCGGAAGGCGGAGGAGGAGGCCGAAAUAGCGCUGCAGGCUACACGGGAGGCUGCUGCUGCUGCUGCCGCUGCGACGACGCCCGCGGACGUCAUCGCUGCUGCUGACCUUGCGACCGAGGCUCAGCACGCUCGAGACGAAGCCGCUGAAGCUAUACAGGAAGCGAAGAACGACGCAGCGGAGGCAGAGCAGAAGGAAGAGGCUGCCGCGGAGGCCCAGCAGGAGGCAGACCAAGCGGAGAAGGUAGCUGAGCAGGCAGAACAGCCAGCUGAGCAGGCGGAGGAGACGGCGGCCGCUGGAGAAGAGGGGCCCAAUAACGGUGUCGAAGUCGCGCAAGCAGGAGACGAUGAUGCGUGGGGUGAUUUGCCUCCUGUCAAGGUCAAGAAGGGGAAGAAGGGUGUUGCGAGCGCAGCUGCUACUCCCGACGCUAUCUCCCGACAGGCGUCCGAGGCUCCUGACGGCUUCACCGCUGCUAGCGGCGGGAAGAAGGGAAAGAAGGGCAAGAAGGGCAAGAACACAUUUACGCUAGCUGGCCGUUUCUCAGAACGCAUUCUAGAAAGCACGAUGAUGCGCGACAGCCACAGCACCCUCCGCUCCUCGUCCGCCGACCCGAACGAGGCCAUGGUCGCCAGCCAGCAGAAGCACAUCGCCGACCUCGUCGCCCGCAACAAGACCCUCGAGCACACCACCACCAAGCUCCGCGCGGCCGUAGCCGAGGAGAAAGACCGCGCCGCGGACGCCGUCGCCCAGAUCCGUCAGCAGUGGGAGACCGAGCGCAAGGAGUGGCGCGAGGGCUGCGACUCGCUCCAGGCCGCGCACCGCAUCGCGCACCUCCGCACCGCGACGGAGGUCGAUAGGGAGCACGCGGCGGUGCUGGAGAUGAAGGAGGCGUUGAGGAGGGAGCGGGUCGCGAGGGUGCAUCGGGACUACAAGAUCGUACUGUUCCAGACGCGGGAGCUGGAGUUGGAGGAGCGGGUCGCGCAGCUGGAGCGGGAGCUGGAGGCGGCGCACGAGGCGAAGGAGGAUGCGGUGGGCGACUUGGAGGAGGAGUGGCAGGAGAAGGCGGCGGUGUUGGAGGCGAGGUGUGCGGAGCUGGCCGAGCAGCUGAAGGAGGCUGCGGCGGAGCAGGCGCGGGCGGUGAAGGAGAAAGAGAAGGCGGAAGCGGAUCUCACUGCCCUCCGCGGCGAGCACACCUCCACCAAGGUCGCGUCAGAGCGCACCGCGAAGAACCUUGAACGCGCUGAGCUGCAGCUCGAGGCCCUCAAAACCUCACAUGCCGCGUUGGAGAAGAAGUACGCUGAGUCUGAGGUGAACGUCGCGUCCCUGCGCCAGCAGGUCGAGAAGUGGGCGGCGCUGGACAAGCGCGAAAAUGCCGAAGUCGAGACUCUCCGCAAAAGCCGUAUCGACCUCGAGGUCAAGGUCAAGCAGCUCGAGACCGAAAAGGAGGAUGCGGAACAAGAGCGGGAUAAGGAGACCGCUCGGGCGGAGAAGCUGCAGCGCAGGGUGGACAAGUACAAGGAGGCUUGGGAAGCACAUCAGAAAGAGACAGAGGCUGCGCAGGAGGACGCUGAACGGUUGCAGAACGACCUCACAGCCGAGGAAGAGCGGUCCAAGAACCUGAAGACCCAGCUGCAAACUUGCAAACAGCAGUUGGACGAGCUCCAAAGCAAGCUGGAGGACGCGCAACGACGCGCCAAGUCAGGCAGUCCAUCGAAGCCCAAGUCGACCAAGCCGUCGAAAGAACCCCCCUCUUCCAGACGGGCGGAACCCGAACCGACCGACGACGACGCUGAGCUCGUCGAAGAUCCCGCACCCAAGAAGCGUCCCGCACCGCGUCCUGUGGCGAAGGCGAAGCACUCGUCUCCACCACUUGCGCAGGAUGACGACGAUGAGAUCAUGGAGAUCGAUCCACCACCACCACCGAACCCGAAGGAGAAGGACAAGGAGAAGGGCAAGGGGCGUGCGCGUCCCGAGCUCGCAGAGGAGGAAGAGGGAGACAGCACACCACCCAUCACCAAACCCAAACCCAGGCCAAAAUCUGCCAAAGACAGGGAGCAGGCGAAGGAGAAGGCGAAAGAGAGAGAGCGGAAGAAGCCCGCCCCUGCGGACGACAGCGACAGCGACAUCCAGAUCGUCGAGACGAGCAAACCCGCCCCCGCGGACAAGAAGGACAAGCGGAAGGCGGACUCUGUCGAGGUCGAUGAUGAGCCUCCACCAAAGAAGAAAAGGGGGAGGAAGAAGGCGGCGUCGGAUCACGAAGAUGAGGACGAGGAGCCGUCUCAGCAGCCUCCCCCGAAAAGACGCGGUCGCCCGCCCAAGGCUAGUCUAGGAGAGGCGAGUAAGGGAACCACGGCGAAGAGCAAGAACGUGAAGACGGUGAAGGCGACAACCGCAGCGACCAGGAAGGGUAAGGAUAAGGACAAGGAUAAAGAUAAGGACAAAGACGAUGCGGACGAGGUGGACGAGGCGGAGGUGGUGGCCCCGAAGAAGAAGCGGAAGAUCAACCUGUUCCCACAAGCGCAACAAGAGACAUUCCAGUGGAAAAGUACAGAGGGGGACGGCGGACUGGAUAUCCCGACCGUCCUAUCCCCGGUGAAGGAAGGCGAGGUCACACAGCCGAGACCGAGCUUCUCCACAUCAUUCGGGAGCCUUGCACGCAGGCGAUAG